CAAGACGGCCUCAUAAAUUGCGCUUAAAAAGCAGCGGUGCGCUGCCUUCACAUUUUCUCUGCAAACAUUUUCAGUAGAAAAUAGAGAAAGAGGGUUAGGUUCCAGAGAGAGAGAGAGGGUGUUGAGAGGGUUGGGUUCCUUUAGGAUUGUGAAUAAUCGGAUGCGACGUUUUCAUGGCUGGGAGAGAAGUUAGAGAAUACACAAACUUGACAGACCCCAAGGAUAAGAAGUGGGGAAAGGGGAAGGACAAAACCGAUGAUGAGGACAUCGCCUUCCAGAGGAUGGUCGCAAAGAUGCAGGAGGUUGCUGGAGAACGUGGAGGUUACCUUCAUGGGAGAGGCGCUUUGGACAGUGAUGACCUACUCUAUCUCAAGGAGCAGAUGGAAGCCGAGGAAGAUGCAGAGCGCCUAUUGCGCCGAACAGAGAAACGUGCAUUUGCCGCAUUUAAGAAAGCAGCUAGCUUAGCAGAUUCUUCGCCUUCAUCUGUACCGUUACCAUUACGUGUUGAGCCUAAACCAAAAAGCGGGAUCAGGCAACAAGAUCUUUUGAAGAACAUAGUAGAGAUCCGGCCAAAACGCCACAGGAUCUCCAGCCCGUCAUCAGAUGCAUCUCCUGGAAAGCAAGCGAGUCUGAGUCAGGCCAGUCAGGUAUCCGGCAAUGGGAAAGCUGAUCAUCGUUCUGAUGAACAGGUUUCAACAAGCCCAGGGAAGGUGGUGGAUACAGGAAACAAACCAGAGGAAGCUGUUAGAAGCUUACUAGGCUUGGCCUACGAGAGCUCUGAUGAAGACUAAAAGGAUGGGUUUGGCCUCUGCAAACUAUGCACCGAGGAUGUAUUUUGAGCACCUCAACUUGAAAACUUCCCCGGAAAAAUUUAGCAUGUUGGUUAGUGAUGCAACAUGUUUCUCUCUCUCUCUCUCUCUCUCUCUCUCUCUCUCUCUCUUAACUGUGGUUCUCUCCUCUCUCUUAACUGUGGUCCCCAUGCACAAAAAAGUCAGUUACUCGGGAAAUUGUUCUGUUUCUUGAAGAAAUUCGCAUGUUGUCUGACAUGUCAUUUAAAACUAAAUCACACCAAUGGUGUCACAUUUAUUUA
Molecule: messenger RNA, 1090 nt
Organism: Amborella trichopoda
Lineage: Eukaryota; Viridiplantae; Streptophyta; Magnoliopsida; Amborellales; Amborellaceae
Product: ankyrin repeat protein
Source: RefSeq, a predicted model, not a curated record